UGCUCCUGCUCUAAGCACAGACCUAAGUGAGUGGGAUAUCCCUCUCAGCCAAAUGGUUGGCCAAACAACAUCAAAUACUUCAGGGCAGCUCUACCAAGUAAGCCUUCACUUUACAUAUUUACAGCAUCUCAAUUUUCAUUCACGCCCGACUAAUCACUUACUUUUGUGCAGAGAAAAAGAAGGAGAUUACUCCUUGCUGCUGUUGAUGAUAACGAUGCUUCCACUUCUCCUCAACACAUUCAUCAAAUUCCCAGUCCAAUCAGCAAUGUACCCACAGAACCCACUGUACAACCAACUCCACCACCACCUGAAGCAUCGCAACAAACUUCCUUACAACCUGCUUCACAGUCUUCGCCACAGCAAUCUAUACAGUCUGCAUCAUAACAUCCUUCCAUUUCUCCUCAACACAUUGUCCCUUCUGUCUCUAGCCCUCAACCAUCACCAUCCAACCUCUCCAAUUCCCAAACGUCAAACAAAGAAUCACAGAGGAUUGAAUUUGACAUUUCAAUCAACAGCCAAUCCUCUCCAACAGGUGACAACACAAAAUCCCCUCAACCAGAAGUUCACCACAACCAAGGAAUGGACAUAAUACAGGACUCAUCUCCACGACCAAUGGGCGAGACAGAACUUGAAGGUCCUC
This is a messenger RNA of Camellia sinensis, 640 nucleotides long. The record is from RefSeq and is a predicted model, not a curated record. Lineage: Eukaryota; Viridiplantae; Streptophyta; Magnoliopsida; Ericales; Theaceae.